UCGUACGUUCUUUUCAUCGCCAUCUUUUGAGCGAGCCGCACGUGAAUUUUGCUGGUUGCGAGAUUUAUCCGCUUGGCAAAGUGUGUAUAAAAAGUGAAGCGAACUUAAAAUGACUGAAACGUUGCAGCUGCGCGGCCAGCUUCUUGGCCACUCGGGAUGGGUUACGCAGAUUGCCACCAAUCCGAAAUACCCGGACAUGAUUUUGUCCUCGUCUCGCGACAAAACUCUGAUCGUAUGGAAAUUGACUCGCGAUGAGUUGAGCUACGGCAUCCCGCAAAAGCGUCUGUACGGACACUCGCAUUUCAUUUCGGAUGUUGUGCUGUCGUCGGACGGCAACUAUGCCCUGUCUGGAUCGUGGGACAAAACCCUUCGACUGUGGGAUUUGGCCGCAGGUCAAUCGACCCGCCGUUUCGAAGACCAUACCAAGGACGUUCUUUCGGUUGCAUUCUCGGUAGACAAUCGUCAGAUUGUGUCGGGAUCCCGCGACAAGACGAUUAAGCUGUGGAACACUCUGGCCGAGUGUAAGUACACCAUCCAGGAAGAUGGACACUCCGAUUGGGUGUCGUGCGUUCGCUUCUCGCCGAACCACACCAACCCAAUCAUCGUGUCGGCCGGUUGGGAUCGUGUGGUGAAGGUAUGGAAUCUGGCUAACUGCAAGCUAAAGAUUGACCAUCUCGGACACAAUGGCUACCUGAACUCGGUGUCCGUUUCACCGGACGGCUCACUGUGUACAUCGGGUGGCAAGGAUUGCCGCGCCUUCCUAUGGGAUCUGAACGAUGGCAAGCAUCUGCACACUCUGGAGCACAACGAAGUCAUUAACGCACUGUGCUUCUCGCCCAACCGCUACUGGCUGUGCGUUGCCUACGGACCAUCGAUCAAGAUCUGGGAUCUUGCCUCCAAGACGAUGGUUGAGGAGCUGAAGCCAGCCAAGAACGGAGAUCCGCCACAGUGUCUGUCGCUGGCCUGGUCAACGGACGGACAGACUCUGUACGCCGGUUAUUCCGACAACAUCAUCCGUGUCUGGCAGGUUUCGGUUUCUGCCCGCUAAAGGUGAAGAUAAUUGCCGAU
Molecule: messenger RNA, 1068 nt
Organism: Anopheles maculipalpis
Lineage: Eukaryota; Metazoa; Arthropoda; Insecta; Diptera; Culicidae
Gene: Rack1
Product: guanine nucleotide-binding protein subunit beta-like protein
Exons: 3
Coding region: 110-1048 (312 amino acids)
Biological process (GO): rescue of stalled cytosolic ribosome; positive regulation of protein phosphorylation
Cellular component (GO): cytosol; nucleus
Molecular function (GO): ribosome binding; translation regulator activity; protein kinase C binding
Source: RefSeq, a predicted model, not a curated record